Molecule: messenger RNA, 492 nt
Organism: Enterobius vermicularis (human pinworm)
Lineage: Eukaryota; Metazoa; Nematoda; Chromadorea; Rhabditida; Oxyuridae
Source: the annotation of a GenBank genome assembly
AUGGUACUGGGACCGAUGAACAAAAACGGUGGUGGUCAAAUCGUCUGCGUAUCUUCUUGUCUUGGUCUUCGGCCUACAAAGAAAUUAGCCGCUUAUAGUUCAACAAAAUCAUUCCUCACUUUUAUUAGCUACUGCAUUGAUCGUGAGUACAAGAAUAUUAAUGUGCAAAUUUUGAUUCCUGCCGUUGUUGCUACCUCAAUGACAUACUACAAUAGUAAGGAAACUAUGUCGGCCAGAGGAUUAUUUGAAAGAAUCUUUGUCAUCAGCCCAGCGAAAUUGGCUCGAGAAGCUAUCAGAACCAUUGGCCUUACCAAAUUCACAACUGGAAGUUUUGUACAUGAGAUGCAACUGUUGGUGCAAUAUUUGCCGGUACUUUUACAAGAAUUUAUUUUGGAAUUGAUUACGGAUCGUGAAGAUCGAAGAGUGCUGAAAUUGCUGGAAGAUGAGAAAGAACGUCAUAAAGAUUCGAAAAUAAGAAGUGUUGCUGCCUAA